UCGCGUCCCGCCAGCCGCUGGGAGGGGUGGAGGAGCGUGCACAGGUUUCGCUCCUGUUGAGAAGGAGCGCUGGCUGCGAGCGUGCUCCGCCCGGAGUCCACGGACCCUUGCUUCCUCCCGCAGGCCUCAGGCUCUUUCUGUAGCACUGAGAUCAAGGCCGGGCUCUCCCUCCUCACAGCUAUGGAGAUGCUUUUUGUUCUUACAGAGUGAGGCGGGGCGGACAGCGCUACUGUUCUCCAGCGGGUGGCGGCCCGGGACGCUGUUCUGAAUCCUGCCAUGCAAGCAACAAGCGGGCAAAUUAGUGCUGAGAGUGGAAAUUCUUCAGCUCUGUGAAGUUCAGCCCUGUCCCUUUUAGGCCCUCUAAGCGACGAGGCGUGCUGAAGGUCCCUGUAGUCACCGGAAGAUCGCUCUCAGGUCAAAUAAGUUGCGCAAUUAAGCAGACAUAUCAUUUCAUCUUCUGCCUGUCCUUUUGAGCUUGUGCCUGCAUAGAGAUCAGGACUGCCCUUGGUGUCUGUGGGAGUCAGAAGUGUAUCUGGCUGGUCUACUCCUUGUGUUCAGGAGCUCUGGUGCUGGAGUCAUGAUGGCAGCAAUUGUCAUUCCUCUGAUCCAUGUUCAGUCUUCUCUGUACCCACUGUCUCCUGAGAAAGGACACACAGGAAAAGAAGAGCUGGCCAAUGAGUUUUUAACAAACUCGACACAGGAGUUUGUGUCAUUCGAAGAUGUGACUGUGGAGUUCACAGAAGAGGAGUGGGCUUUGCUGGAUCCUUUACAAAGAACUCUGUACAGGAAGGUAAUGCUGGAAAACUGGAAGAACCUGGCCUCACUCGGGUAUUGCCUUGACAAACCAAGUCUGAUAUCCCAGUUGGAGCAGGAAGAAAAGGCUAUAACAGAGGACACAGGAAGUCAUACAGGCAUUUCUACAGAUUUGCAGACUGUACUUAAAACCAAAUGGCUAACUUCUGAAAAGCUUAGUAGUGGAAAAACAGUAAAAGUGGAGGAAAGAGAUCAACAAGGAAUGAAAGUCAAUGAAUGCAAUCAAUGUUUUAAAGUCUUCAGCACGAAAUCGAACCUUACUCAGCACAAGCGAAUUCAUACUGGAGAAAAGCCCUAUGACUGUAGUCAGUGUGGAAAAUCUUUCCGCAGUAAAUCUUAUCUUACUGUUCACAGAAGAAUCCAUAAUGGGGAGAAACCAUUUGAGUGCAAUCACUGUGGGAAAGCAUUUAGUGACCCCUCAUCCCUUAGACUUCACGUAAGAAUUCACACUGGGGAAAAGCCCUAUGAAUGUAACCAGUGUUUUCAUGUCUUCCGUACCAGUUGUAACCUCAAAAGCCACAAGAGAAUUCACAUGGGGGGUGAGAAUCACCAUGAAUGUACUCAGUGUGGAAAGGCCUUCAGUACCAGGUCUUCUCUCACUGGACAUAAUAGCAUUCAUACUGGAGAAAAACCCUUUGAAUGCCAGGAUUGUGGGAAAACAUUCAGGAAGAGCUCCUAUCUAACCCAACACUUAAGAACUCACACUGGAGAGAAGCCCUAUGAGUGCAAUGAGUGUGGGAAGUGCUUCAGCAGUAGCUUCUCUCUAACUGUGCACAAGAGAAUACAUACUGGAGAAAAACCGUAUGAAUGCAGUUACUGUGGAAAAGCUUUUAAUAAUCUCUCAGCUGUGAAGAAGCACUUAAUGACUCAUACUGGGCAAAAACCCUAUGGAUGUAAGGAUUGUGGGAAAUCUUUCACCAGUAACUCCUACCUCUCUGUGCACAAAAGAGUACAUAACAGGUGGAUAUGAAUGGUGGUGAGAAAUUACUGAGAGAAAGCUUUGUCGAUCCUAAGAGAACUUGAGAGUAUUUACAUCAGGUAUACAAAUUAUCUAUUGUGGUAUAAUAAAUACUCAUCCCAAACUUUGUGGCUUUAAACAAAUACCUCACAUUUUAUAGGUCAGGGUAUGAGGGCACCUUAGCUGUGUAGUUCUUCCUCAGGUCUUCUCAUGAUCUUACAGCAAGCAGAGCUGCAUCUUGUAAAGUUGUUAUCGAAGAAGUCACUUCUAGGGUGGCUCAUCACAUGCCUGGGAAUUUACUGUUUGUUAUUGUCAGGAGACCUUCAAUGACUUACCAUAUAGGCCUCUCUACAUGAUUAUAUUUCUUUAUAAUAAGGCAAAGAAUAACCCUUCCCCAAAGUGUUCCAAGAAAAGCCAAUCUAAAGAAUUAAGUAUCAUUUAUGACCUUGUCUUCAAAAGGUAUAGUUUCACUUCUUCUCUAGUGUACACAUCAACCAUAGACCAGGCUUGAUACAACAUGGAGAAAACUACAGAAUAUCUGAGGGUCAGGAGACAGCUCUCUGAGAACCAUCUGAGAAACUUGCCAUGAAAUUAAUGAAGUCUUCAAUAGAUCUUCAUCCUUUUAAUCAGUAUGAAAUGACAUUCAGUAAAUUGUUAAAUCUCUCUGCAGAGACAUCUGUGUGAUAAUGUUUUUUAGUUCACUUAUUGUAAUAUGCCACAAAGAUGAUGUGUUGGAAAAAACCUGGUGAGUAGAGUAGUGGUCAUGUGGUAAUGGUCUUCAGUGAUAUCAGUCCUUUUAGUCUUUCUUGUUGGAAAUCACACAACUGAGUAACAAAAGAAAGUCAGGAAUCUGUACAACAAAGUGUUCACAUUGCUCAUCACAGAUAAUGCUGUGAUAAUGGGAAAUCGUUAACUGUUUUCCUUUCUUACAGAGGUAUGAGAAUGCUUUUUGAUAUGCCCCCUUGAGUAUCAGGCAUUGGUAAGCCCUCAGGAUUCCUGUGAUGUAGGAAAAAAUUGGCAAUGAUUCCUCUUAAGCACAUAAAUUUGAGGGACACCUUAGGAAAGUGAAGAAAUACAUGCCAGGAUGCUUCAGCAUCAUCUUUCCAGUGAGUAACUGUGUAAUAAAAUUUAUACUGGACAUGGAAUGGAUGAGUGUGGAGUUACCUCUAAUAGUAGAUAGUAUCUCUAGGGUCAGUUACCAAAUUAUUAAUUUUCAAUCCUUGUUUUAUAAACAUGUAUGUCAAUAUGUCUAAUCCCACCCCUUCACCACCACCCCCCAAAAAGAAAUACCCACAGCCCUUCACUUUUCCUAAAUUCCAACCCAAUGUAUUUAUAGCUUAUGUUCUGAAGGGCUGGGUGUGGUGGCACAGACCAGUAAUCCUAGCACUCAGGAGACUCAAAGGGUGCAUUGUGAAUUUGAUGCAAGCUGGAACUAGCUGACCUGGUAUUUUUGUCAGAGUAUAGGACUUUUUAAUAUUGAUCCUUUUCUUCUCUCUGUCCUGAAAGUACCUAAUGUCCAUUUUGUCCUGCUUAGGGCCAACAAGAUGGCUCAGUGAGUGAUGGUAUUUGUCACCAAGCCUCACAUGAGUUCAAUCCCCAGGACCCAGACAGUGAAAGCAGACAACAGACUCCCAUGAGUGUUCCUCUGACAUCCACACACAUCGGUGCAACAACAAAACCAAUAUUUUUUCAUCUGAAUGUGUAUUAAAAUAAUAUGCCAAGGGUGGCUGGACAGAUGGCUCAGCAGGUAAGAGCAUCAUUGGCUGCUCUUACCUGCUCAGAGGACCCGAAUUUAAUUCCCAUCACCAACAUAGCAGCUCAUAACUGUCUGUAACUCCAGUUCCAGGAGAUCCUACACCCUCAUAUAGACAUACAUGCACACAAACCACCAAUGCACAUAAAAAUAAAUCAAUCAUUAAAACAAAAAAGUAUGCCAGGAUUUCUUGAAGCCUAAAGACUUACACCAUGAAAUUUGGAGGCUGAGGGGAAAGCCUGACUUCUCAUUUAUUUUCUGUUCCUCUCACACUUUCCUGGCAAGUGGCAAGAUUAGGAGUGAGAAUUGUUUUGUUUUGUUUUAUUUUGAUUAGGAUGACAUAAACAGUGGAACAGUAACAGUGAAUUAAUUUCUUCAAAAAAUUUCUGAGUACAUUAGUUCUAGAUACCUUUUUUUAAAUUCAUGCUUUGAUUAAAAGUAACACCUUACUGGUUAAAGCCAAGAUGAUUUGCUGGUUGUUUUUGAGGCGAUGCUAACUUCAGCUUAAAGCAGUAUCAAACUGAUAAACCUAUUCAUCGAAAAAAUCCAUAGUUCUUUGAGAGUGAUAUUUAUUCUUUUUUUUAAAGAUUUUAUUUAUUAUAUAUACAGUCUUCUGCCUGCAUGCCAGCAGAGGGCACUAGAUCUCAUUCAAGGUGGUUGUGACCCACUAUGUGGUUGGCGGGAAUUGAACUCAGGACCUCUGGAAGAGCAGUCAGUGCUCUUAACCUCUGAGCCAUCUCUCCAGCCCCGAGCAUAAUAUGUAUUCUUAUAGAUUGACAUAGUGUGUGUGCACAUUAAUACAUUCUAUUUUAAUGGUAUGUACAAAUUAUUUUCUUUUAAAGUAAUUUGUGGUAGAGUCAUAGUAGUCUUCCACUGUGACUAUGGAUUAACAUUCUUACAAUUUUGCCAUUUUUUCCUAUGUAUUUUUGAGUUCUGUAACUAGCUUCAUACAAGAUUGGGUGUCUUUUUGUGAGAAGUGUUCCUUUUUAUACAGAGACCGCUUUUUUCAUAACAAAGUACUAUAAUGCCUUGAUAAUAAUUGGUAAAAGGCUAUGUAGUGCAUCUCAUAGACAAGCAGGAAUGCCUUAUUUGUAACUAUGUAGUUCUCUGAACAAGCAUUGAAGUGUUCUGUUUUUCCCAGUUUACCAAUAAAAAAAAAUGUGGCACACUUCAA
Cricetulus griseus (Chinese hamster) is the source of this 4698-nucleotide messenger RNA. The record is from RefSeq and is a predicted model, not a curated record. Lineage: Eukaryota; Metazoa; Chordata; Mammalia; Rodentia; Cricetidae.